This is a messenger RNA of Falco peregrinus (peregrine falcon), 790 nucleotides long. RefSeq names its product EF-hand calcium binding domain 10 (gene EFCAB10). The record is from RefSeq and is a predicted model, not a curated record. Bases 29 to 415 code for a protein of 128 amino acids. Gene Ontology annotation, molecular function: calcium ion binding. NCBI's taxonomy places the organism in Eukaryota, Metazoa, Chordata, Aves, Falconiformes, Falconidae. The transcript is spliced from 4 exons.
GGGGCGCGCGGUCUCCCAGCAGCGCGGGAUGGCGGCGGGCGAGCAGCAGGGCCGCGAGUACCUGCGGCGCCACCGGAUCCCGGAGCUGCUGCAGCGCCUCGGCGCGCUGCUGCUCUACCACCGCCCCGAACGGCCGCGCGAGUUCCUGAUCCAGGCGCUGGAGAGGGUGAAGGCGGCGGAGCGGGCCGAGGGGGAGUACCCUUACCUCAUGGACGAGGCCAACCUGGCCGCCAUGUUCAGCCUGCUGGAUGUCGUGGGCCAAGGCUGCAUAAGGCCGGCACAGUACAGAGAAGCUCUUAAAACUUUGGGACUUAGCACCGAUGGUCUGCAGUUCGGCGAUGACGUGACUAUCACACUGGACGUAUUCAAGGAGGAAGUGAAGAAAAAAAUGCGGGAAAGCUGGACUGUGUAUUAGUUUGAGCAGUGGCCUGCUAUAUAUAGGUGAAAAAUGGGCAUCUUGCUCAAUUCUUGUUUGUCAGCUGUGGAUAACUGAUUUUAAGCAGCCCUCUCUUUUUCUCAUUUCCCCACAUCCCGUCAUUUGAGCAAUCAGCUGAAAAGGACAAAUGAAAGAACUUGGUCAUGUUCGCCAGGCACUGGAGGUGUAUCUUUUAAGAAUUGUUUUUCUGAAUAUUAUUAGAUUGGGGGGUGUGGGGGGGGCUGUGUGGAAUACAGAUCUCUUUUUACAGAACUAAAGUAGUGUUUUCGAAUUUCCUCCUUUAGUUUGUAUCCUACAGUAAGGGGUUGUUACUUGUUAGCUUGUUACUAUUGAAUAAAUUUAAGAGUUGAACUA